AUGGCGGAUGAGGCUCCCGCCGCUCCGCCGCGGCGCAACCCCAACAUCAUCAUCACCGGCACGCCUGGGACCGGCAAGACCACGCACUGCGAGGCACUUGCCACACGCAUAGCCGCGGCCGCCAGCACAGCCGGCGCCGCUCCAGCCUCGAACGGCUCCAGCGACGCCGUGCUGGCCGAGCUUCACCAUAUUGCCGUCAACGACGUCGUCCGCGACCGCAACUGCCAUGACGGCUGGGACGCCGAGUACCAAAGCUGGCUUGUCGACGAGGACCGCCUGCUCGACGAGCUCGAGCCGGACAUGACCAGCGAGCGCGGCGGCUGCAUUGUCGACUGGCACGCCUGCGACCUGUUCCCGGUGAGCUGGGUCGACCUUGUCGUCGUCUUGACGGCCGACACCGAGUCACUAUAUGAUCGGUUGGCAUUGAGAAAAUACCCCGAGGCCAAGAUGCAGGAAAACAUUGAUGCCGAGAUCAUGCAGGUGCUCCUCCAGGAAGCGCACGACGCCUUUGACGAGGGCAUGGUCGUGGAGCUAGCGUCCAACACGCCGGACGACAUGGAGGCCAAUGUGGACCGGAUCGUGGCGUGGGUGGCCCAGUGGCGCAAGGACCAGGGCAUUGACAAAGCGGAUGAGUAG
Molecule: messenger RNA, 636 nt
Organism: Sporothrix brasiliensis 5110
Lineage: Eukaryota; Fungi; Ascomycota; Sordariomycetes; Ophiostomatales; Ophiostomataceae
Product: transcription initiation factor TFIID subunit 9
Exons: 2
Coding region: 1-636 (211 amino acids)
Cellular component (GO): nucleus; cytoplasm
Molecular function (GO): AMP kinase activity; ATP hydrolysis activity; ATP binding
Source: RefSeq, a predicted model, not a curated record